GACCUCUCCAAAUUACACAGUCACAGAAUGGCCAUCUGCUUCAACGUUGAGAAGCAUUGUUUAAGCUGCUUGUUUGUUUGUUUUUACUUUGUCUCAGGCAUUUAGCAAAGAGAGAAAGAAAAAUGUCAAGUACUCCUUCACAAGAACCCGGGAAAAAGUCAAUUUGCAUCUCGGAAUUUUGUUCGCAGCACAGAACUAGGAUUGCAUUAAGUUCGUUUUACUUCUUCUUCGAGACAUGCUUUAGCUUUAAGUUAUUCUUUAUGCCAGUCUACUGGCAACAGCUUGGCUUGUCUCCGACUCAGAUCGGCAUCUUACGAGCCGUUUGGGGCGUGGCAUACUCCCUUGGCGGGGUCAUCUUUGGAAAAAUGGCAAGUAAGCGGAAGAUUCGCCGUGCGUUGCUGAUGAUGAGCAUUCUGUCCACGGCUAUUAUACCACUAGUGUCAUUAAUUCCAAGAAGAACACACGAUGAGUGCUCAGUGGAAUUGGGAAAGAACCUGGAUGAAAACAAGCGUCGCAUUAUCACUCCUCAAGAGGGCAAAAAUUCCCCUCAUCCUAACGACGAGUGGAUCAAGUCUCAUGUCGAGAGUAAAGCGAACGAGAAUACGAAUCGCCGUAACCAAACCCACGCUUUGCAAUCCCUUUUCCGUCGGGAGGAAAAAAAACCUGAAAUCCUGGAACAGUCUACCUCAAGACGUUCUCUACCACCGAUAAAGAAGCGCACUCCAAGGCAGGCACCUCUGGUUGGCGAUCAUGUCCUUAUCUUAGAAAAAAACCCGCAAGACAUCGACACCAUAUUUCUCAUAUUUUUGUUCAUUGUAUUCGUUGGGGAACUCCUCGCUUCUCCUGCAUUUGGUUUGGCUAAUUCUGAAAUUGUGGACUACCUUGGGGAAAAUAGCCGCGAUUUUGGUUUCUCACGGAUGACUAGCUCUGCGGUUAGUGUGGUGUUCCUGGGCUUCACAAGCAUGUGUGUGAAGAAGACUGGUUACUCUGGAAUCACUGUGUUCUCCAUGAUGCUGUUUUUCAUUUGGUCUGAGGGAAUGUCUCUCAUGAAAAACCCAUGGCUCAUGCUUCUUUUUGAGACUAUUUCCUACACCGCUUAUGUAACUGGUUUUACAGGCGUGAUCAGUUACUUUGGUGAAGUAACACCCAAUCAUCUGAUGGACACAGUGCAAGGAGGGGUUAACUCUUUGUUUCUCGGCGUGGGUUUCGGCGUUGGAACUGCCUUGUGCGGCUUUUUCAUCGAUGCAUUUGGCGCCGUAGAGGCAUUCCGGCUGUUUGCUUUGGGUGAAGCUGUACUAUUAGUGCUGUUUGUCGUCAACCAAGUUAUAUAUUUUUGCCUCAAGAAGAACGAAAAAGAAGAAAAAACAAAACUGCUGGAAUGACUUUUUAUGCAGGUCACAGGACUUACAGUAAACACUAUGUCAUCUAAAAUAAAAUUGGUGGAUCUCGCUGUCGCACUUCUUUAAUUUCACUCAAAAAAAAGGAAACACUCGGUGAAAAAUAUGCGUUCUGAGGUACAUCGUUUCGAGGGAGAAGACCGAUAGUUUUGGGGCUAAACUAAAGACCACCGGGCCUCUUCUAACCAUCCA
Messenger RNA from Pocillopora damicornis (cauliflower coral), 1589 nucleotides. RefSeq names its product major facilitator superfamily domain-containing protein 6. NCBI's taxonomy places the organism in Eukaryota, Metazoa, Cnidaria, Anthozoa, Scleractinia, Pocilloporidae. The record is from RefSeq and is a predicted model, not a curated record. Gene Ontology annotation, cellular component: membrane.